UCGUAGAUAUACUACAUGUGGUCUAAUUGCGGAGGUUCAAACAUUGGGUAUGUGUGUGUUUGGACGCCUAAUCUGGACGAGCCAAAAAAAUUUUCUAAAAAAUUUUCAAAAAAUUUUUGAAAAAAAUUUUUUUUAAAAAAGAUACAACAGAAAUGCUUAAAUUGCUUAUUUCAACAAUUGACAGUAAUUUAUUUUCUGAUAGAAUUUAUGUAAUUGCUGAUUCUGAUAAAUUGAGUCAUACAAAAGUUUCUGAUUUUGAAAAACAAACAGAAAAAAAUAAUUUUUUAAUUUACAAAAUUCCAAGAGCCAGGAAUGUUGGGCAAUCCUAUUGUUCUUCUAUUCUAACAACUUUAAUAGCUUCUUGGCAUUCUGCAAAACUUUUAAGGAUAACUAGGUGA
Molecule: messenger RNA, 398 nt
Organism: Meloidogyne enterolobii
Lineage: Eukaryota; Metazoa; Nematoda; Chromadorea; Rhabditida; Meloidogynidae
Source: the annotation of a GenBank genome assembly